Molecule: messenger RNA, 840 nt
Organism: Symsagittifera roscoffensis
Lineage: Eukaryota; Metazoa; Xenacoelomorpha; Acoela; Convolutidae
Product: RING finger domain and kelch repeat-containing protein DDB_G0271372-like
Exons: 1
Coding region: 1-840 (279 amino acids)
Source: RefSeq, a predicted model, not a curated record
AUGGCCAUAGCUGAAACUGGUGAAAAACUUGUUCUGUGUUCUAAUUGCGAAAAAUCAAAUUCAAUCGAAGAUCUUUACAAAUGCACUCAAUGCAAUGAAAUGGAUAGCACUGAAAUAAAUAUUGAUACGGGAUCAAUCCAUUAUCUGUGCGACCUUUGCACCGUUGCUCACCUGAAGAAAAGUUAUUCUGUGCGGGAUCACAGAAGUCUGCAACCCUCUAUUUGUACUGAGCAUAAAAUGGUAUGUCUGGAAUACUGCAUCGACUGUGAUGAACUUUUUUGUGGAAAGUGUGUGGCAAAACACCGUUCACAUGCUUCCAAGUCGAUGGUCGAGAGGGCAAGCGAGGUUCGAUCGAAGGUUUUUGAUCUGUUAACUGAAUGGGAGAGCAACGAAAAGGCUGCUCUGAGGAAACGCGAGUCAGUUUCUGGUAUCGUGAAUCAACAUGAAUCUGAAGUCGAAACUCUAUUGAAACAAGUUGAAGACAUUGAUAAAUUAAAAGAAGAAGUGACUGCAGAAAUAAGAGUGAAGUUUGCAGAGUUCAAGAAAUCGGAAACUCGUUUCGAAGAUCACGUACAAAAAGUUGGGCAAACCCAAAAGGAAUUGCGAGGGUUGCUUAGUAUGUCUGAUGGAUCUAUGAUUGAAGCUUUCCAGACUGUAGAAACUAAUUUUGGUUCCUUAGGCGUCGCCCAAUGUGAAAUUGGAAUGUAUGAGAUGAAUACCAAUGCAUUUGGAACUACCAUUGGAUUUGUUGAAUUCAAUAAGAGAAUCUUCAAUCAAGUAGUGGAGAAAUUGAAGCUACGUCAAGUCGAAAAGCAGCAUGUGCCGGCAUCCUUAGGUUAA